AUGGCCGAUAAGCAUUUCAUAAAUUGUUAUGUCUCAUUAGUAUGGCUGCUUUUUGUAAUAUUGCCCUCAACUACUACUGUUGGUGAUUAUACUUCCAAUAAUAACUGUAGCUCUAUUGAGAGGGAAGCCUUGAUUUCCUUCAAACAAGGCUUAUCAGAUCCUUCUGCUCGUCUUUCUUCCUGGGUUGGCCAUAAUUGUUGUCAAUGGCUUGGCAUUACUUGUGAUCUCAUUUCUGGAAAAGUCAUUGAAAUUGAUCUACACAACUCAGUGGGCUCUACCAUUUCUCCAUCAUCUAUUAGGUUUGGUGUGGAUGAGAAACAACCAUGGAAAGUUCCCGAGGAUUUUGAACAAGAAUUCCUAAAGACUUGUUUGAGAGGGAAAAUAAGUUCUUCCCUACUUGAGCUCAAACAUUUGAAUUAUCUCGACUUAAGUUUAAAUAAUUUUGAAGGUGCUCCAAUUCCAUAUUUUUUUGGGAUGCUCACGAGCCUAAGGUACCUCAACCUUUCUUUUGCAAAUUUUAGUGGACAAGUUCCCAUUUAUCUAGGAAAUUUAUCUAAUUUGAAAUAUCUGGAUCUUUCUACUUGGAAUCUAGCGUUUUUCGAAUGGCCUAGUUUGCAUGUUCAAAACUUGCAAUGGAUUUCUGGUUUUUCAUCCCUUGAGUACCUUAAUCUUGGAGGGGUGAAUUUAAGUAGUGUCCAAGCUUCAAAUUGGAUGCAUGCUUUUAAUGGUGGACUCUCCUCUUUGUCAGAAUUACGCUUAAGUCAGUGUGGUAUUUCAAGUUUUGAUUCUUCAGUUACCUUUUUAAAUCUCAGUUCACUUAGAGUCCUUGAUUUAUCAGGUAACUGGAUAAAUUCUUCCAUACCUUUGUGGCUAUCUAACCUUGCUAACAUUUCAACGCUUUAUCUGAGUGCCAAUCAUUUUCAAGGUACAAUUCCUCAUGAUUUUAUAAAAUUGAAAAAUCUCCAACACCUAGACUUAGCAUUGAAUAGCGAAAUUAGUGUUAUUGGAGAUCACCCACCAAUCUCUCCACAAAAUCUUUGCAAAUUACGACUUUUGGACCUUUCAUACAGUAGUUUUAAGGUUAAACUUGAAGAGUUUUUGGAUAGUUUCUCAAAUUGUACCCGGAAUAGUUUGGAAUCCUUGGACUUGUCAAGAAAUGAAUUUGUGGGAGAGAUACCAAAUUCAUUGGGAACAUUUGAGAACCUAAGAACCUUGAAUCUCUUAGGUAAUCAAUUGUGGGGUUCACUUCCAAAUUCAAUAGGUAAUUUGAUAUUGUUAAAAUAUUUAGAUAUCUCAUAUAACUCUUUAAAUGGAACUAUACCUUUAAGUUUUGGACAACUUUCAAACUUAGUUGAGUUCAGAAAUUACCAAAAUUCAUGGAAGAAUAUAACCAUAACAGAGACACACUUAGUAAAUUUGACAAAGUUGGAGAUGUUCACCUUCAAGACAAAAAAUAAACAAGGAUUUGUUUUCAAUAUCUCAUGCGAUUGGAUUCCUCCAUUCAAACUGAAGGUUCUUUAUUUGGAAAAUUGUCUCAUUGGUCCACAGUUUCCAAUUUGGCUUCAAACUCAAACUCAACUUGUUGACAUCACUCUCACCGAUGUUGGGAUCUCUGGCUCUAUACCAUACGAGUGGAUUUCUAGCAUAUCUUCUCAAGUCACUACAUUGGAUUUGUCCAACAACUUGCUCAAUAUGAGCUUGUCCCACUUAUUCAUCAUACCUGAUCAUACUAAUUUUGUUGGUGAAAGUCAAAAACUUCUCAAUGACUCAACUCCCCUCCUUUAUCCAAAUCUAAUACACUUGAAUCUACGAAACAAUAAACUGUGGGGCCCUAUGCCCUUAACUAUCAAUGAUUCGAUGCCCAACUUGUUUGAAUUAGAUUUGUCAAAGAAUUACCUUAUUAAUGGUACAAUUCCAUCAUCCAUUAAAACAAUGAAUCACAUUGGUAUAUUGUUAAUGUCAGACAACCAACUUUCAGGGGAGAUUUUUGAUGAUUGGAGUAGACUCAAAUUAGUGCUUCGUGUUGAUUUAGCCAACAAUAAUCUACACGGAAACAUUCCAACCACAAUAGGUCUGUCAACAUCGCUCAAUGUAUUAAAGUUAGAGAACAACAAUUUGCAUGGAGAAAUUCCAGAAUCCUUGCAGAAUUGUUCACUACUCAAGAGCAUCGAUCUUUCAGGAAAUGGAUUCUUAAACGGAAACCUGCCUUCAUGGAUAGGAGUAGCUGUGUCAAAAAUACGAUUGUUGAACUUGCGGUCUAAUAAUUUCAGCGGAACCAUUCCAAGACAAUGGUGCAAUCUUCAUUUUCUUCGUAUAUUAGAUCUAUCAAACAAUCGUCUUUUUGGUGAACUUCCAAGUUGUUUGUAUAAUUGGUCAGCUUUUGUCCAUGGCGAUGAUGAUGACAAUGUUGGAUUAGGAUUGAAUUAUUAUAGCAAAGCAGCGAUCAGUUACUCAUAUGAAGAAAAUACAAGGUUGGUUACCAAAGGAAGAGAGUUUGAAUACUACAACACUAUUGUUAAGUUUGUUCUGACGAUAGAUCUUUCAAGGAAUAAAUUGAGUGGUGAAAUUCCAAAGGAGAUAACAAAGCUCAUUCAAUUGGUUACUCUAAACUUAUCUUGGAAUGCUCUGGUGGGUACCAUUCCAGAAAAUAUUGGGGCGAUGAAGACUUUAGAAACACUAGAUCUCUCCCUCAACUAUCUUUCUGGAAGGAUUCCCGACAGCCUAGCAUCUUUAAAUUUCUUGACACAUUUGAAUAUGUCAUUCAACAAUUUGACAGGAAGAAUACCGAUGGGUAAUCAGCUUCAAACACUGGAAGACCCCUCGAUCUAUGAAGGUAAUCCUUAUCUAUGUGGGCCUCCUCUAAGUCGGAUCAAGUGUCCAGGUGAUGAAAGUUCAAGCAAUGUACCAAUUUCCACAAGCGAAGAAGAAGACGACAAAGCUGAAAAUGACUCGGAAAUGGUUGGCUUCUAUAUCAGUAUGGCAAUUGGUUUUCCAUUCGGCAUCAACAUACUGUUCUUUACCAUUUCCACAAAUGAAGCAAGGAGAUUAUUUUACUUUCGAGUUGUGGAUCGUGUCAAUUAUAACAUACUCCAAACAAUUGCCUUUCUUACAAUUGGUCUGAGGAGAAUGAUUAUAUGGAGACGAUGA
Cucumis sativus (cucumber) is the source of this 3147-nucleotide messenger RNA. RefSeq names its product receptor-like protein EIX2. Gene Ontology annotation, molecular function: protein binding. The transcript has a single exon. The record is from RefSeq and is a predicted model, not a curated record. Bases 1 to 3147 code for a protein of 1048 amino acids. Lineage: Eukaryota; Viridiplantae; Streptophyta; Magnoliopsida; Cucurbitales; Cucurbitaceae.